Seriola dumerili (greater amberjack) is the source of this 4422-nucleotide messenger RNA. RefSeq names its product pygopus family PHD finger 2 (gene pygo2). Lineage: Eukaryota; Metazoa; Chordata; Actinopteri; Carangiformes; Carangidae. The coding region runs from base 951 to 2735 and encodes 594 amino acids. The record is from RefSeq and is a predicted model, not a curated record. The transcript is spliced from 3 exons.
UGUCCGGUGGCGACAGAAGGCCAUGAUAAUUAUGGCAAAAUUUGCGUUUUUGAAUGAAUUAUAGUUGAAUGGUGGAUCAUCAAGCAUACACCGUGUGAGGACUGGUUUGCUGGCAAUGACACACCAGAGAGUUUCAAUUUAAAGGACAGCAGAGCAAGCAACGGAGAAAGGGUACAGUUUGCUUCCAAGACAGUCUGCAAGAUGGCUAGCUAUCUUCAGUGGCAUGCUAACGUUAGCUAGCAAGCUAAUGUUAGCAUAGUAAACAACAGUUUUCAAAACGUGAUCGAUUGCUUUAUCUCAUACAUGCUGUAUUAAGUGAAAUUAAGUGCACAUUUUCACAAGUGAAUGUAGAAAUAUAAACCACAGUUUCGGAUUAAUGUGCCAGUGUUGCGGCUACUCAACGCUGCUAGCUAGCCACAUUGAGUAACGUGGCUAGCUAGUUAGCCAAGGCAGUAACUAGCUUGCGUUAGCUAGCUGGUCGAGUUUUUAGCUACACAUCUGUAAGUGAUCAUUUUAGACAGAGAGCGAGAAAGGGGUGGGGGGUGCCCUGUAACUUGCUUGUACUGGCAGACGAGCCAGGUAGCAAGCAACUAGUUUCACUCAGCUAGCAGAAACUGGCUUGCAACAAGACGAACUUCUGCUAAAUACCGUGAACCAGCUCAGGUUUACCUGACGUUUAUUUGGUGACCAAAUCCCGGCGUGACAGACACCGUGGCGAAAGAUUUGCAGCUGGAAAGGAGUUUGCAGACCUGGGCCGGCGUUAUAAUACAAUUUAGUUACCAAUACGUGUUAGUUACUGCUGUGAUGAUAACCAUUUUAUCGUUACUGACAUGACCUGAAGGCAGAUUCCACCUACUCGGCUCAUUGCCUUCAAGACGUCGUCAUUUUUAACUUUUUUUUUCUUGCAUAUGAACGGUGAUAUGCCACUUCACCGACAGUCAUAUUAGCUAAUGGCUGCCGAAUCGGGGAGACUACUGGCGGGACAAGGAAAACGAAGCAAAGCUUCACAGAUGAAGAGCCCGGAGAAGAAGAAGGCAAGAAAAUCAACCACUCAGGCGGCGGGGUUCUCCCACCUCACUGAGUUUGCACCCCCCCCUACCCCCAUGGUGGACCACCUGGUCGCCUCCAACCCGUUUGACGAUGACUUUGGGCCCCCAUCUCGACCAAGUGGGGCAGGUGGACCAGGUGGCGCUCCGUUUCUUCCCAGCCCAGGCGCAGGCGGAGGAGGUGGGUAUGGAGGUGGAGGCAGAAUGAGCGCAGGCAUGGGCUUCAUGGGAGGCCCAGGUGGACCAGGCGGCGGCCAGCCUGGACGGAGGCCCCCGUUCGGCCCUCCAUCCAACGCUGGACCUCACCACCAGCUAGGAUUUGGAGGAAUGCCUGGCUUUGGAGGUGGCGGUGGGGGAGGCAGUGGGGGAGGAGGAGGAGGAGGUGGUGGAUUCCCCCCUGGUGGCCCUUCUCAGUUUAAUAUGCCACCAAACUUCAGUCCACCCAUGCACCCUGGGCCAGGAUUCAACCCCAUGUUGUCUCCGGGCGGUAUGGGAGGUCCUGGAGGAGGGGGACCACCCCAUCCUCGGUUUGGCAUACCCCCACAGCAGCAGCAUGGACAGGGAGGACACCCAUUCAACAGCCCACCAUUACCUGGUGGUGGAGGCCCGAGAGGGCCCCCACAUGGUCCCCUGCCUCCCAUGGGAGGCGGCAUGGGUCCUGGGAUGAACAUGAUGGGUGGCAUGGGUGGUGGUCCCGGAGGCAACAUGGUGGGAGGGUUGCCAGGUAUGCCCCCUCAAGGACAGUUCCCUCCAUCACAGGAUGGCCCCUACCCUGGCCCCAGUCCACCAGGGCCAGGCAACGAGGAUGGAAAGAACUUUGGUGGAGGAGGGGCACCGCCUGGGCCUCCGCAGCAGCAGCAACAACAGCAGCAGCAGCAGCUUAACCUAAAUCCCAACGGCCCCCCUCCUAAUAAUACCACUCCUGGCCCUCCUCCUAACUCUGGCCCACCACAGCCUGGGGGCGGUUUCCCUGGUCACCCUGACGUCCAGCAGCCCAACGCCAAUACACCUGGUCAGCCUCCAUCAGCACCGCCACAGCCUAACCCCAACUCUUCUCCUACCGGUCCCCUGAAUGGAUCAGGCCAGCCCCAGCAUCCGGCACCCAGUCAGCUACAGCCCCCCAGCAACACAAACACCCCAAACUCUAAUAACUCAAACCAGCAGCAGCAGCAACAGUCUACUCCACCUAACUCUGCCCCUGGCUCCACGCCUUACAACCAGCAGAACAACACUCCUGUUGCUGGCGGUCCAAUGCCAAACGCUGCCCCCAAUUCAGGUCAGAACAACAUGACCAACAACAAUGGCGGCAACACACCUGGCAGCAACCCUAAUCCCCCCUCUAACUCCACAUCCACCCCAAACACCCAGUCUCCCCUGCCCCCUGGCCCUGCUGCCCCAUCAACCGGGCCCGGUUCUGGCCCCGGAAAACUCGGUGGCCCUGGAAUGGUCUUCCCUUGCGGCCUUUGUAUGGCGGAGGUGCAUGACGACCAGGAUGCCAUCCUGUGCGAGGCAUCGUGCCAGCGCUGGUUCCACCGGGACUGCACAGGCCUGACAGAGCCAGCGUAUGGGCUGCUGACUCGAGAGAGUGCUGCUGUUUGGGCCUGUGACUUCUGCAUCAAGACCAAGGACAUCCAGGCCGUGUUUGUGCGCCAGGGAUUAGGCCAGCUGGUGGCAGCUAAUGAGAGUUGAGGAGUGGAUGACAAUGGAGCAGCGACACGUAAGGACACAUGGAGACAUCUUGGUUCUGAUCUAAGUGAAUGACCAGUGUGUCAUGUCAGCUACUUGCCGGAAUUUUUUUCUUGACGAGCCCUUUACUUGUUCACUACACAGAGAAACACACUCAUUGACGUUCAUGCUUAUAUAUAUAUAUAUAUAUAUAGCACUUUGAGUGACUCUAGGCAAAUGAUUUUUCUCCCCCACCCCCUAUAGGAGUCAAAUCAUGAUGAAUGUUAAACUACACAGUCCUUCAGACAUCUAGCCUGCCAACCAGCAAAGCACUGACACCAACACACUACCUCACACACUUUGUGACUGACUUGCACGGAAGCUCCCGCACUGACUGACUGUGAUUGACUCGCCACACUCAUGCACCACAUGAGUGCGAUGAUAUUUCAAACACAUAUACACACAAACCCACAUUAGGCGGGGGAAGAAAUGUUGAAAUAUUCGAAAUACACCCCACCGUGUUUUGACACAAUGACUCAAAAAUAUCAACAUUAUUCUUUUUAUCUUCAUGGCUUUAAAUUAAAACGCAAUAUAUAAAUUCUUAAAAACUGAAAUUUAAAAGGGACUGGGGUUUCAUUCAUUAAUUGAUUCACAGCUUUAUUUGCCGUCAAAAUGCUUCAUUCUAGCACUGCCCAAUCACAGUUAGCCUUUUUUUUCUGCAAGCAAGUGAAAGGAAAAUGGAAAAAUACAUCAGUGUCUUGCAAUGUAAACUGUCAGUAUCAGGAGUAUUGUGAAACAUAAAUGUCAAGUGAGGAAAAAAAAAUCCAUUUUUAAAUUUUGUUCAUAAUUCCUGCACCUGCACAAAUGCAUACACACACACAUACACACACACACACACACACACACACACUUUGACCCUGUACUUCUUAAAUGUUUCAUUUUGUACCCAGUGCUAAUUAAUCCAAAGGACACCUGGGCUGAGAUUUCAUCAACACUUCACAGAGAAAGUUUUUACCACAGAAAUAGUUGUAAAUAUUAGGACAAAACAUUUGUCUGGAACUCCCAUCAGUUGUGAACAUGCCGAAGAGUUGACCAAUGAACAAAAUAAUGAGUUGAACCUAUGUGUCUUGGUUGUAUACAAUAUGGCGUCUUGGUUUUUAUACAGUACAAUUGAGUCAACCAUUUCUUUUUAUCUCUGCAGUACACAUGAAUUGUGAAAUCAGUGCUUUUUGGAUGGUGUUGGCAUAGCAAGUAGUGACAUCAUGUCAUAUCAGAUGUGCAUAGUCCUUUUUUUAAAAAAAAAAAAAAAGAAAGAAAAAAAAAUAUGAGGGGAGGGGGGUGCAUGUGAACCAAUGCAGUAACUGUCUGAUCUGUUUAUGUUUAUAUUCUGGCCUCUGUGCUGCAAGAGGCCUUGAAGUAGACCAAAUAACUAAAGAGCGAAAAAUACCCAUUUUUCACAUUUCUGUCACGGUAUAAGGUGUUUAUAACUAUUCUUCCUUCUCUCUUUCCUUAAUUUUUCUUUAUUCAAUGUCCAAGUUGCCUUUCUUUUCUUGCUCUCUCAGCUGUUCCUUUUUAUUUUGUACUGGUAUUUGUGCUGUGCUUUUGCUCUGCUCUGGCGCCUCCUGGUGGAACCUGGAGGAACCAGUGAGUCCCACAUCAGGUGGGGAAGGGAAAGGUACUGAACUCUGAAGUAAAGACAGAUUUUUUUGUA